AACCGAGUAUCGUUUUUGAAAGAGACUUCAAAAUCAAUGGAGGAAAGCCCUAACAGUAACGUCACAGACUAAACGAAACAACAUUGCUGCAGUUCAUACGAAGAAGAGGAAAAAAAAAAAGCAGCGGCAGUGUAAUCGGCGGAGCCAUGGCGGCGCCCGAAACUCCUCUUUGUUACGUCGGCGUUGCCAGGCGAUCCGCCGCUUUUCGUCUCAUGAAACAAAUGGGUUGGGAAGAAGGGGAAGGUCUUGGCAAAGAUAAGCAAGGGAUCAAAGGAUACGUUCGAGUUUCUAACAAGCAGGACACAACUGGUAUUGGGUUAGAGAAGCCUAACCAAUGGGCAUUUGACACCACACAAUUUGAUAACAUACUCAAGAGAUUGAAAGUUCAAUCAGCGGUUUCCAAUGACACAGAGAGUAAUACGGAGAAAGUGGAAGCCAAAGCAACUGUCCCUGUCGACCCUGAGGUUUCUGUAUCCAAAGCUACUAGACCACAAGGAAGAUACAAGAAAAGAGAGAGAGGGAAGCUCGUCUCUCAAUAUUCCUUAAAGGAUCUCGAAGGAAUUCUUGUUAAAAAGGGUGACAUAUCUGGGGAUCGGGAUAUUGACAAUGCUGAUGAUGAAUUGGAUUUGUCGAAGACAUCUGAAACUCAAGAUUUUGAAAUUGAAGGAAGUAAAUACCCUGAUAUCCCUCCAGAGUGGUGGGGCUAUAAGUUUGGGUUUGUCUCUGGUGGAUUUCUAGGUGCAGCAUCAAAGAAGAAAAAGUCCUCUACAUCUGAAAGUGCUAAAAGCGGGAUGGCGAGAACUCCUUUUUUUGAACAAGAUCAAGAAGACCUCUACAAUUUAGUCCAAGAUAAAGCCACCACAGGAAAGCAAGGAUUAGGCAACAAGGACAGGCCCAAGAAAGUAGCUGGGUGCUAUUUUCAGGGUAAAAAGACGUCAUUUGGUAAUAGUGAUGACGAAGAUUCUGCUGACCUAGAUUCUCAGGAAAACCAAACUGAUGAUGAGGUGGAAAAGAUUGUUGAACCCAAAAUGAAGCUGAAGAAGUUGUGUAAGCAGAUUUUAAACCAGGUGCCUGGAGAGUCAUUGAAACUGAAACAGCUCAAAGAUCUUAUUGAAAAACAUUCACCUUCAAUUUUGUCCGACUUUUCUUCGAAAAGAGAGGCUGUUGCUUACUUGAAGCAAAAGCUGACAGGUAGUCGGAAGUUUUGUAUUGAAGGGAAAAGAGUGCGAUUAGCAUCUAAGAGAAGUUGAAAUUUUGAUACAUUUUUUGUGUCUUUUCUCAUUCAUUACAUUCUGGUGGAGAAAAAAAGGGGUUUUUUUAGGGUCGGGGAGGGGGAGUGUUUGGGGUUUGAGAUGCGCACUUCGAAGUGCAGAUUGUAUUGGUUGGAGUUAGUAUAAGGUAUAUUUCAUUGCUUAGCUUUCUCGAUGAAUGUUGUAAUAAUAUGUUAAUGAUUACAAAUUUACAUUAUUAGUAUUUUAUUUUUUAUGUAAUUUAGUUUAUAUUUUUUUUAUUGUAAGUUAAGAAUUAUCCCUUGUGCUCAUAGGAAUAAUGGUUGUGCAAUUGUGCUUGA
Cicer arietinum (chickpea) is the source of this 1570-nucleotide messenger RNA. Its product is annotated as G-patch domain-containing protein 1. Gene Ontology annotation, cellular component: nucleolus. Gene Ontology annotation, molecular function: nucleic acid binding. The record is from RefSeq and is a predicted model, not a curated record. NCBI's taxonomy places the organism in Eukaryota, Viridiplantae, Streptophyta, Magnoliopsida, Fabales, Fabaceae.